Molecule: messenger RNA, 1380 nt
Organism: Lathyrus oleraceus (garden pea)
Lineage: Eukaryota; Viridiplantae; Streptophyta; Magnoliopsida; Fabales; Fabaceae
Source: RefSeq, a predicted model, not a curated record
CACGAGAUUUUCAUUUUUCCAUUUCUAUUUUCUUUCUUCCCAUAAAUCACGCGUAAUCUUCGAGUAUAUAUAGCAACGUUAACACUCACAUAUCUUAAACAGACAUAAACACAAACACCUUCUGCGCACUUCUCAACAAUGGCUUCGUUACCCAAACCAACUCCACUCUUGAAAGACGAACUCGACAUCGUCAUCCCUACGAUCCGUAACCUUGAUUUCCUGGAGAUGUGGAGACCCUUUUUUGAACAGUAUCAUCUCAUCAUUGUUCAAGAUGGUGACCCUUCUAAGGUUAUCAAGGUUCCUGAAGGUUUCGAUUAUGAACUGUAUAAUCGGAAUGAUAUCAAUAGGAUCUUGGGUCCUAAAGCUUCGUGUAUCUCCUUCAAGGAUUCGGCUUGUCGUUGCUUUGGGUAUAUGGUUUCGAAGAAGAAGUAUAUCUACACCAUUGAUGAUGAUUGCUUUGUUGCUAAAGACCCAACUGGGCAUGAAAUCAAUGCACUUGAGCAGCACAUUAAGAAUCUCCUUAGUCCAUCCACUCCAUUUUUCUUCAACACCCUUUACGACCCAUACAGAGAAGGUACUGAUUUCGUCCGUGGAUACCCUUUCAGUCUUCGUGAAGGUGUCCCCACUGCCGUUUCUCACGGCCUUUGGCUCAACAUACCUGAUUACGAUGCUCCAACUCAGCUUGUCAAGCCCCAUGAGAGGAACACUAGGUUUGUUGAUGCUGUUCUGACCAUUCCCAAAGGAAGUCUGUUCCCCAUGUGCGGUAUGAAUCUGGCAUUUAACCGUGAACUGAUUGGACCUGCAAUGUACUUCGGACUCAUGGGUGAUGGUCAGCCUAUUGGACGCUACGACGAUAUGUGGGCUGGAUGGUGCAUAAAGGUUAUCUGUGACCAUUUGGGAUAUGGAGUGAAAACCGGACUACCUUACAUUUGGCACAGCAAAGCAAGCAACCCAUUUGUUAAUCUGAAAAAGGAGUACAAAGGUAUCUUCUGGCAAGAAGAGAUCAUUCCAUUUUUCCAAGCUGCAACCCUUUCAAAAGAUUGCACCUCUGUUCAGAAAUGCUACAUUGAACUCUCCAAGCAAGUCAAGGAGAAACUUGGAACUAUUGAUCCCUAUUUCAUCAAACUCGCCGAUGCCAUGGUCACUUGGGUUGAAGCUUGGGAUGAGAUUAAUAACAACAAAUCUGAAGAGACAACUUCAACCAAAGCUUCUGAGGUUGCUGCUACCAAGUGAAACAACUUAUAGUUGAUGAGGAAGAGAGUAGUUUUCAAUCAGUUUUAUUAUUGUUAUCAUAUUUGUUAGCAUUAUAUUAUGAUUCUUGUUGAUUUUGCUAGAUUCCAGAACAAUUUAUUGAUAUUUAUGUUAUUAAUAUUUAUAUUA